Molecule: messenger RNA, 2178 nt
Organism: Hermetia illucens (black soldier fly)
Lineage: Eukaryota; Metazoa; Arthropoda; Insecta; Diptera; Stratiomyidae
Gene: Sox21a
Product: transcription factor Sox-14
Exons: 3
Coding region: 542-1249 (235 amino acids)
Biological process (GO): anatomical structure morphogenesis; regulation of DNA-templated transcription; cell differentiation
Molecular function (GO): RNA polymerase II cis-regulatory region sequence-specific DNA binding; DNA-binding transcription factor activity, RNA polymerase II-specific
Source: RefSeq, a predicted model, not a curated record
UUCAUUAGAAGAAACUGAUACUGAACACAGUUUGUACUUACCACCCUUGCGGGCUGUGGUUAGACGUAUCAAGUCUCACUGAAAAUAGUAGUGAAAAUACGGUCCCCGAUUACGAUAACUCGUGAAAAGUGGUCGCGUGCAGUACCUUGUAACGAAUGUUUUGGAUAACAGUUUUGCAUUGUAUCUUCGGACGGGAAUCCGUGAACAUCUUCGCGAUAAUCAUCCUGCUUUCCUGUUGUUAUCAGUGUUGCAUCAGUGUCAGUUGUGAAUGAUAGAUAAAAACAUAACUUGAAAGAAACUAGUGAAAUUUUUUAAUAUUUAUCUUGUGUUAUUUGAAUCACGGGAAAGGACGAAAGGAAAGAUUUUUAACUUUAUUCCAAUGGAACUGUGAAUAUUGUUUGUUUCAAAAGUGAUUUAACAUUUUUAUAGUGACGAUUCCUUGCACUUGAACAUUAGUUUCGAAAAUGUGUUUACCGGAAAAUUGAAUCCGUUUUUCAGUUGAGAUGGAUUUCACACUUGCAAUAAGAAAUUGAGCAUUACUAUGGCAACGUUAACAUCAAAUCGAACAACAGAGAAUACAACAGUUUUUACAAUGACCGGAAAACAAACACAUCCGCCUGAUCACAUUAAGCGACCAAUGAAUGCGUUCAUGGUUUGGUCACGAGGUCAACGACGCAAAAUGGCACAGGAUAAUCCAAAGAUGCAUAAUUCUGAAAUAUCAAAACGAUUGGGUGCUGAAUGGAAACUACUCACCGAGAGUCAGAAACGACCGUUUAUUGAUGAAGCAAAAAGAUUAAGAGCUCUGCACAUGAAGGAACAUCCGGACUAUAAAUAUCGGCCACGACGAAAACCCAAAACCUUAUCCAAAUCCCCUGUUCCAGCCAAUCAACAGAAAGAUGCAAACCACCAUCAUUCUCCCAAAUAUCCUUUCAAUUCCACCACACUCGAUCUAACAUUGGGUCUACCGCAGCGAAAUCCACCAUUCCCUUUGCCCCAUUAUCCUCCAUUAGAUCCCACCAUUGCCCUUGACCUUCAGGCACGUCUUCAAGCAAUGUACGCCGGAGGUCUUUACCACCCUUGGCGAUAUUUUGGCUGCUCACCGAUCCUAACACCUGCCGAUGCACCACCUUCGCCACCAUCAAAUACACCACAAAUGUCAUAUGUGUGCGUAAAGCAACCGAAAAGUUCACCUGCAACUCCGCAAAAUCUGGUUCAUAAUUCGCAAACGACACCCCCCAGCAUUAUAUGACCAACCCCAUUGCGCUACAGCGCCGCCGAACAUGCAGCUGUGUAAAUAGGCCAAAGUAUAUUAUCUUGUAAAUAUUAUAUAAAAACAAAAAACAUUUUAAAAAACAAAUUACAAAUUAAAGGACAAAUGAUACGUAAUUAGAAUUACCUACAGGUGAAAAUUAUGGAAUAUGUAACUAUGAGGCGGGAGAAGUAAGUUCUACCCUUAAGUCCUGGUUUGUGGUGAAAAAAAAAGAUUUGUGUAACCGUAAUCGAAGACGUGACAUGUAAAAUGUUUGAAAAUUACAAGUAAUGUGAUAAAAUUUGAAUAAGUAAAUGUCUCUCUCGAAAAAUCAUAUCAUGACACUAAAAAGAUAAAAUUAUAUUUAAAGUAAAGUUUAAGGUUCCAAGCAAUCGAUUUUUUUAGUUAAAACAACAAAGAUAGAAAUGCACCUCAGAUUUGUGUCUAACAAAACCGGAAAUGUUCGUAAAAUCUUUCUAAGUCUGGUAUAGAUGAAUGUAGAAAUAAUAGAAUACUCCGUACAACAAUCAACAAAUGGAAGAAAUUUAGAUGCAUUUGAUUGUUGAAUGUGGAAACAACAUAAACAAAUUAAAUUUUUCCAGAAGAAAAAAAUUAAUUCCAGGCGCGGACAACAAAAUUCAAAAGAUAACGAUUAAGGCAUAGAUAUUUAUGGUAAGGAGGGUAUAAUUAUUGAUUUAAAAGAUUUGAAAACAAGGAUCAGACACAUGCAAGCAAAUGAACGUCUAGCCAAGCAUAAACAUGUAAUGUGUGCAAUAAGAAAUAAAUUGGAAUAAAAUCUACUUAUUUGUAACAACUUUUGUUCGUUGAUAAAAAUAAUUUCCUGUUUUUGUUGAAAUUCGAAGUAAAUGUGCAACGGGUCAGUGCAUUUAUCUGAAUUCGUAACCUGUAUUUAACGAAAGGAUCUGCAU